Molecule: messenger RNA, 3441 nt
Organism: Brassica napus (rape)
Lineage: Eukaryota; Viridiplantae; Streptophyta; Magnoliopsida; Brassicales; Brassicaceae
Exons: 3
Coding region: 659-2707 (682 amino acids)
Source: RefSeq, a predicted model, not a curated record
UUGGAUAAAUAGGACACUUUGAACUUGGAUUUGUCACAUUAGGAUUUCUAGAAGAUAUUUUAGGAAAAUAGGAUUUUAGAUCUUGUAAAAUACCAAAGUACCCUUAAUUUACCAAUUAUGUUGAAUUUAAAUUAUAAAUUAUAAUAAUUUUCGUAAUAGAUUUUAAUGUUAAAAUUAAAAUCUAUAAAAAUUAAAAAAUAAAAAAAACACUAAAUGGGAAAAAAGGAGACGCGGGAUGCCGCAAACCUAAUUCCCCUUUCUCUUUGUCUUCUCCGUCGUAGACUCGUCGCUCUCCCACGGCGAUUUAGGGUUCAACGGUGAGAAGCUCUGUUCUUCGUCGGUGUUUCAUCAGCCCGUGGUCUCUACUCUCGUCUCCGUCACCAUCCUUUUCGAUCUCACUGAAGACACAACGGCUGCGAAUCGUUCUUCCUCUUCGUCGGGUCAAAUCGAUUUUCGAAGUGUUCUUCCAUCAAUUUCGCCUCUCAAUCUCACAAUUCUUCACAGAAGGUAUUGGAUUUCAUCUAUAGAUUCUCAUAUUAAACGAAAUCGAAGUGUUCUUCCAUUAAAGCUUGAUUUUUUUUUAAAAUGAUUUGCCGUGUUUCUUAAAAUAAUUUUGUUUCACGGAUUGGUUGAUAUUAUUGAAACCUUUACAUGUGUGAUGAUAUUGAAACCUUUACAUGUUGAACUAAUAAUUUUGUCACGGUUUGUAGCUAUGUCUGAGGAGCUACCGAAGAGGCUUUUUAAGGAGGGCGAGGAGCCCCGAGUUACUCAGAUCAACAACAACUGCAGGAUCGACUACAUAAUCCGAAAGUUCCAAGCGUGGCUGCCAAAGGAGUUGGAUGUCGUGAAGAAAGACCCGGUUUUUCAUCAGAUUUUUAAGCUCCAUGAGAAUGGUCUUGGAUACUCUGCGAGGGUGAUACACAGCUUCUUGUGUAGGGAGCUGGUGACUUUCUUACAGCACGAGCUAUGGUUUGUCUUUGCGAGGAGACCGCUUCGAUUCUCAUUGCAAGAGUUCCACGCCGUAACCGGGUUUGAAUGCGAUACUCACAUUUCGAUUGAGGAGUUUGAAGAGUGGAAAUAUGAUGGUGGUUUCUGGAGCAAGGUUUUGAGGAGAAAAGAUGGAACAAUUACACUCUUCAACCUGUGGACUAAGGACAAGGAAGCUGUAAAGAAAUGGAAGAAUGCAGAUCGCAUACGUCUUAUCUACUUGGCGAUCAUUCUUUGUGUGGUAUUGGCGAGAGAUGAGAAGGCUAAUAUCCCCCUGAAGUACAUCGCGGUGGUCAUGGAUCUUGACAGAGUUCGAAGGUAUCCUUGGGGAGUUGCUGCUUAUGACCUUCUCUGCAAAUCCAUAGCCAAAAAUCGUUCCCAACUGAAGGAAAAGACCACUAGCUAUGUCUUGGAUGGCUUCUCAUACGCCUUGCAGAUUUGGGCAAUGGAAGCGGUGCCAAAAAUCGGGAAGCUUUGUGGAAAAAAGCUGGAUAAGGGUUUCAAGGACGGUCCUAGAUGCAUAAACUGGAUGGGAGCUGCGAAGGUGUCAUAUGAGGAGAUCAUUCGCUUGGAGGAGAUUAUUACACCCAAGGAUGACAUCUACCCAUACAUCUCAUGGACAGGAAAUUAUGAUGUUGUCAAAGCUCAGGCGUUUCGCAGAGAUGAUGAUGUGGAGGAUGACAGAAUCAAGGUUCUGAUGGAGAUGAUAAAGAAGGGGCAUGAUUUUAGUGAGCAUGUUUGGGAAACUGAAGAAAAUGAAGUGAUUUCUUUAUCUCUCGAUGACGAAUCAGCUGUGAAUGAUGAAGCAAGCGUGAAUGUUGAAGCAGCCGAGAGUGAUGACGACUUUCAGACUCCGAAAGGAUCAAAAAACGUUGGUUCUAGAUCAAAGAGGGGUAAAAAGAGGCUUCCCGAUCGUGGUAUGGAGAAGAGAAAGCAUAAGGUUCUCGCAAGUGGCGCAAAGCAAGCUCCUUUUAAUGAAGACAUGAAGGCUUUUAUGACACAGUUGUUUGAGCACAACUUCUCUGGAAUGGAACAAAGGAUACAGAAACAGAUGGCCGAGACAUUUGAGCAGAUGCGGACAGAGCUUAAACAAUCACGUAAGGAAGCCAGCGUUGAAGUUGAGCUUGGAGAGCCUUCACCGACAAAGCCAUCGACGAGCCAGGCACCGUUGAGGAGGUCCACACGCGGGGAUGGUUCCGAGACUACAUUCGAUGUGAAUUAUAGUGAAGCAGAUGAUUUGGGUCGCGGGAUAGGUACACAAGGGGUUGAAGGGCUUUCUCAGACGUCGUAUGUGCCAGGCUUUGAUCCAUCUCAGGACAAAAAAGAAGAAGACUGGUGGACUCCAAUGACUUCGGUCCGAGGUUCAGUGGAUAAUCCAGUAAAGAAAGAAAAGACAGAGAUGAAUACAGCUCCACCGCCGUCACAGUGGGAGAAAUGGUGCAAAAGAAAAGGUCAUGGACUUCAGCUUAGCGAUUCACCAUUGCCAGAAGAUGCUUCUCCGCAGGCGUCACUUUAUUAUAUCUCCGAAGAGUCAUGGAAAGGAUUCACGGAAUGGGCAUUAAAGCCUAUACCUUUAACAAUUGGUCCUACAUGCUUUAAUUUGUCUGUAGCUACAAGAGUAGUAAGUGCUGGAAAAUGGCUUGGAAACGAGGUAAUGAAUCUUGUACUAACCUUUAGUGAAUUUAUCUUCCUAACACUUCUUAUAUGCUAUAUUACUUAACUUUCAUUGUAAAUUUUUAGGAGAUGGAUGCGGUUAUGUUUAUAUGGCGUGUGAACACUACAUUGAAUCGUUGGGCCCCUCGGCGUGUUGCUUUCAUGAGUGCUAUGUUUUGCCUCCAAGUAGACGCUGCAUACAAGAAGUUUUUACCAAACAAAAAAGCCUAUCAAUUGCCUGAUUUCCUUCUUGGGUACGGCAGAGGAGAGCUUCCAUCUCAUGGGCGGACUGAUCUAGUUUGGGGUGUUGAUGUUGAUCGACUCUACUUUCCUCUGUUUGUAAAUGGUAACCAUUCAGUUCUUUUUACAUCCUAGUAUACAUUUCUUCGUUUACAAAUUUUUGUGGACACGAACGCAGGUAAUCACUGGGUUGGUGUCUGUGUAAACAUCAUUGAAAGAAAAGUAGAAGUCUUUGAUUGCGGUCGGGGAAAGAACAGACAGUACGUUGAGAAGUUUGCUGCUAUCAUUCCUAGGAUUGUGAAGUCCGUUGCACCACAAGAAAGACAGAAGCAGCUACUCCUCUCAUCAUAUUCUAUCGUGGAUGUGCCUAUGAAGUUGAGAUUGAAUAAAAGUUGUUGUGAUUGCGGUGCAUACGCUUUGAAGCACUUGGAAUGCUCGCUGCUUGGUCUUGACGUCAGUUUAGUGGAUGAUGAAAUCAUUAUGGGUUGUAGACAGAAGAUUGGAGUGGACUUAUGGGAGGCUGCACACGACCCCAUCUUUGCUGAGGUUAUGACACGAUAU